ACGGAUAAUAGAUUUCGCUAUUAAAAAUUGCAUUCCUAACCAUAGACUUUAUUAUUAUCUUUGUUAUUUAUGUCACACUGACAUGCCAUAUUAUGUUAAAAACCACUUGGUAUUUUCAUUUUAUUUUUUGCUAAGUAAUUUUACUGAUUACCUUUAAAUAAAUCACUAUGACUUCAUUCCCGGAACCGGACAAAUGUCCAAAAGUCUGUCAUGAUAUCGGCGCGUUCAAGAAAGCUUCUAAAUCACCCGAACAGGUAAAAGAAGAAAUCAAAACAGCCAAUGAUACAAAAGUAAAAGCUGCAGAGGUUCCAUCAACGCCUCCCGCCUCCGAAGAGGCUCCUGCACACGAGUCAUUAAGACCUCCACCUCCAGGGGAAGAAUACUUACCUAAUCUUAAACCAGGUCAAGAUGGAAAAGUUGAUUGGACACCUUUAGGUGCCAUGACAGGUACAAGACCUGGAGUCAACAAAUAUUCGAUUAGCAGAUACUCCCUUAGCGAGUGGAGGAAACAUAAUGAACAAGUUCUUGACCCUGAAGUCAUAACAGAAUCGAACAUAGUCGACUAUAACGCAAAAACUUCCAUGAUGCAGGCCUUCGGUAACAUUGACAAACAACAAAACGAAAACACCAAACGACUAAAGCAAAAGGCUAGAGAUAUUUUUCGAUGGAAAGUUGAAGUUGAGAGAGCAUGCAAGGCAAUCACUGAAGAAGUAGAGUUAUUGGAAAUAGAAAGACAACGAUUGAAAGGUGCUUCUAGAGUAUUAAUGCUCCCGCAGUCUAUAUCCAAGGAAUGUCUUGAUCUUCGCUCAAAUAGAUUUGAAUCCGAUUUAGUUGCAGACUUAGCGGAACAGGAACUUAUAGAAGAGGUGGAACUCGUAAACGAAGUCAGACAAACUCUUAAAAAUACUUUAAGUGAAAUAGAAGAACAAAUGGCUGUAAAUAAAGCUGCAAAACAUAGGAUCGAAUACGACUGGUGCGACAAAACUAUGGCCCAUAAUACAGAAUCGAUUAACUUGAGUUUAAAUUCUAAAUCUAACACUAUUAUGUUCAAACCGGGAGCUACGAGAUUCGGUGACUACACAGCUCCCUUGGAGUAUUGGGAAUUCUUUUGUCGAGAAAACGUACAAAACUGCGAAGCCGCUAGACAAAAAUCCGCUGACUUAAGGGGAAGUUUAAAUGCAAUUUUAGUGAAUGGUGGCCGAAAAUUAAGAAAUCAAGCGGAUAGAACUGAUAUGGCAUUAGCAGAAACGGUUGCUAUUACGCAAGAAUUAUGUACUAAACUUGAAGAAACGUUAAGAAACACUCUGCAAAGACUUGCCGAUAUAGAAUGUCUGAUUGAUGAUUUGAAGAACUCGAUAAGAAAAAUGGAUGCUGCUAUGAAAUUGGCUCAGACAAGACUCGACAAUAGAAAUAAUUGGCGUCCACACGGCGAAAGUGUGCGGGACCAGCCUCAUCUAGGUUUGAUGGAAGAAGUGAAGAAGAUACAUGAAACUGUAACAUCUCUUUUAGGGCAAUUGAGAAAUGCCGAGAGAGUCAGGGAAGAUUUAAUGGCCAAAAGAUUAGUUUUAGAAAAAGAUAUCGCCUCUAAAAGAAAAUCCUUGAACAUAGACAGGGACAGGUGUGGGAUGAUUCGAUCUCACUAUCCGUCUGCAUCGGAAUUAGCUGGAUAUUGAUGAAAUAUGACAUGUUUUGUAUCAUGUUAUAUUGAAAAUCCGUAUUGUUUCUAAUUACGAAUAGCAAUUUGGAUGGAAAUUAUUUAAUCUUUAUUUUAUUACAAACGUUAAUGUUAAUGUAUUAGUAAAUUUUAGUGCCACUCUAAUCCUAAUAAAAGUCAUUUGUUUCUGCAA
Chilo suppressalis (striped riceborer) is the source of this 1847-nucleotide messenger RNA. The record is from the annotation of a GenBank genome assembly. Lineage: Eukaryota; Metazoa; Arthropoda; Insecta; Lepidoptera; Crambidae.